AUGACCGUCUUAAAUGUGGCCCCGGUGCCCCCGGAUGAGAUCUUCGCUUUGAACCGUGCGUAUACCAAUGACGACCAUCCCCAGAAGGUCAACCUCGGUGUAGGCGUCUACCGCACCAACGAAGGCAAGCCUUGGCCGCUGCCUGUCGUCCAGGAAGCAGAAAAGCAGCUUCUGGCCGAGAACAGCCUCUUCCGCCAUGAAUACACAGCCAUCGAGGGCGAUAUUGCCUUCCUCCCACUAGCGCGGGACCUGAUGUUCGGCUUCGAUGCUCAGAACCCAACCCCCGCGCAAGAAGCCCUGCAAGCACGCAUUGGCACCGUGCAGACCGUUGCAGGCACCGGCGCAAACCACCUAGGCGCUCUCUUCCUCUCCACACACAUGAAGCCCCGAACCGUGUGGCUCUCCAACCCGUCCUGGGCCAACCACCUCACCAUCUGGGAGCUCGCCGGCGUGCCCCGCAAAACCUACCCUUACUACUCCGCGGCAACCCGCUCCUUCGAUUUCACAGGCAUGAUGUCCACUCUGGAGUCCGAAGCCCAGGAAGGCGACGUCAUCCUCCUCCACGCCUGCGCCCACAAUCCCACCGGCCUCGACCCAAACAAAGAACAAUGGAAAGCCAUCGCCGAUCUCUGCGAUCGCAAGCGCAUCUUUCCCUUCUUCGACUCCGCAUACCAAGGGUUCGCCUCCGGCUCGGCCGACGAAGACGCCUGGGCCGUCCGCUACUUCCUCACCGAAAAGCCGCACAUGGAGAUGUGCGUCGCCCAGAGCUUUUCCAAGAACUUCGGCCUAUACGGUCAGCGUGUCGGCGUAUUCCACUACGUGCUCAACGAGGGCUCCGAGGACCUCCGCGACGUCGUCGUCAAUAACCUCUGCCACUUGAUUCGCGGCGAGUACUCAAUGGGCCCCACGGCAGGCUGCAACAUCGUCAAGAAGGUGCUCACCAGCCCCGAGCUCACGGCCCAAUGGCACGAGGAGCUCAAAAUCAUGAGUUCCCGCAUUAUCUCCAUGCGCAAGGCGCUCUACGAUGAGCUCGUUCGACUCGAGACUCCAGGAACCUGGAAACAUAUUGUCGAACAGAUCGGUAUGUUCUCCUACACCGGCUUAACUCCCGCGCAAGUGUACGCCCUCAAGGACAAAUACCACAUUUACCUACUCAAAUCCGGAAGAGCCUCGAUCAGCGGCUUGAGCCCAAAGAACGUAACCUACGUAGCUCGAGCAGUUGACGAUAUUGUGAGAAACACCAACUAA
Molecule: messenger RNA, 1248 nt
Organism: Aspergillus ochraceoroseus IBT 24754
Lineage: Eukaryota; Fungi; Ascomycota; Eurotiomycetes; Eurotiales; Aspergillaceae
Product: putative aspartate transaminase
Exons: 3
Coding region: 1-1248 (415 amino acids)
Biological process (GO): L-aspartate biosynthetic process
Cellular component (GO): cytosol
Molecular function (GO): L-aspartate:2-oxoglutarate transaminase activity; pyridoxal phosphate binding
Source: RefSeq, a predicted model, not a curated record